ACAAGAAGGUUAAAGGGAAGCUGCAAGAACUUUGAAGCCCUCCUCAGGAGCCAGUUAUUAAAGUGCGAAAAGACGCGCGCGGUGCUGCUUUCAGGGACAGUAUGACUUUACGAUCCAGCCACAGAUGGGAAUAAUCCGCCAUUUGGCUGCAGCCCGUCACAGUUUAUUCAGAAGCCAUCAAGUGAUAGCCAUGGCCAGGCAGCUCCACGCGCGCAGGACGGAGGGCGUCGACAAGAACGUGUGGGUUGAAUUCACGCAGCUGGCAGCGGAUUAUAAAGCGGUGAACCUGGGACAGGGCUUUCCGGACUUCUCCCCUCCCGACUUCGUCAAGGAGGCUUUCUGCAAGGCCGUCAGUGGAGGACCGUCCAUGCACCAGUACACCCGCGCCUUUGGACAUCCGCCUCUCGUCAAAAACUUGGCUAAGUUCUUCAGUCGGGUUGUGGGACGGGACAUUGAUCCCUUUGAAGACGUGCUGGUGACCGUCGGAGCGUACCAGGCUCUUUUCAGCGCCUUCCAGGCGCUGGUUAACGAGGGGGACGAGGUGAUCAUUGUGGAGCCGUUCUUUGACUGCUACCAGCCCAUGGUGCUGAUGAGUGGCGGAAAGGCCGUGUACGUCCCACUGAGGCCGAGAGAGGGCAGCGCCGUCCUGUCCAGUGCAGACUGGGUUCUGUCUGCGGAGGAGCUGGAGAGUAAAGUCACUCCGCACACUAAAGCCAUCGUCAUCAACACUCCCAACAACCCGCUGGGGAAGGUUUAUAAAACUGAGGAGCUUCAGGUGAUCGCUGACCUGUGCAUCAAACACGACCUGCUGUGCGUCAGCGACGAGGUGUACGAGUGGCUCACGUACGACGGGGCGAAGCACGUGAAGAUCGCCAGCCUUCCUGGCAUGUGGGAAAGAACCAUCACAGUGGGCAGCGGGGGAAAGACAUUCAGUGCCACUGGCUGGAAGGUCGGCUGGGCGAUUGGCUCCGGAAACAUCCUCAAACACCUGAAAACCAUCCAUCAGAACUCCGUUUACCACUGUCCAACAGCUGCUCAGGAAGCCGUGGCUCAGGGGUUCCAGAGGGAGUACGAGCUGUUCGGGACUCCGGAGAGCUACUUCCAGCAGCUGCCGGCGAUGCUGCACCACAAGAGGAAGAAGCUGGCCUCGUGUCUGCAGAGCGUGGGUCUGCAGCCCGUCAUGCCCGAGGGGGGAUACUUCAUGAUCGCCGACAUCUCGUCCAUCAAGGUGGACUUCAAUGACCAGAGCAGCGAGGAUGAACCUUACGACUUCAGAUUUGUGAAGUGGCUCGUCAGAGAGAAGCAUUUAGCAACAAUCCCCGUCUCUGCGUUCUACAGUCCAGAGCACAGCAAGGAGUUUGACAAAUACAUCCGCUUCUGCUUCGUCAAGGAGGACGCCACACUGGACGCUGCUGCGGACAUCUUGAAAAAGUGGAGUCAAAGAGAGUGAAAUCAACUAAAUGUGACACAUUGUUUCAUCAAUCCAUCCACAAAUUUACAGAGUAUUUUAAAAUAUUUUAGCAUUUUGAUCUACCUCCUUCCUGAGAAUAUGAAUAUGUGUUAUUAGUGUCUCUCCACAGAUCAAACACACCAUCCAGGUAUUAUUAUUUUUUUAAUCAGAUGAUAUCCAUCCACUGAACAUCACAUUUUACUUGCAAAGAUGAUUGUUUUAAUUUAACGUUAGUGUAAAAUAAAAUAAAGGUUUUG
Molecule: messenger RNA, 1707 nt
Organism: Salarias fasciatus (jewelled blenny)
Lineage: Eukaryota; Metazoa; Chordata; Actinopteri; Blenniiformes; Blenniidae
Product: kynurenine--oxoglutarate transaminase 1-like
Exons: 13
Coding region: 125-1450 (441 amino acids)
Biological process (GO): biosynthetic process
Cellular component (GO): mitochondrion; cytoplasm
Molecular function (GO): pyridoxal phosphate binding; L-kynurenine:2-oxoglutarate transaminase activity
Source: RefSeq, a predicted model, not a curated record